This is a messenger RNA of Acanthopagrus latus (yellowfin seabream), 2660 nucleotides long. Its product is annotated as hepatitis A virus cellular receptor 2 homolog. NCBI's taxonomy places the organism in Eukaryota, Metazoa, Chordata, Actinopteri, Spariformes, Sparidae. The coding region runs from base 78 to 698 and encodes 206 amino acids. The record is from RefSeq and is a predicted model, not a curated record. The transcript is spliced from 3 exons.
UUACACCGACUGUUCACUCUGAAGAGCUUCAGUCAGCAGCAGCAGAGAGGCAGGAUAUCAACUCUCACUCAGUCAUCAUGGCUUCCCACCUCCUCUUCCUCUUGUUCCUUCUGUCUGAAGCAGCUUCAGAGCCUGUGGUGAAAGUGGAACCUGGACAGGAUGUAAUUCUGCCGUGUCGGGCUGGUGACGUCACCAUCAGAGCUGUAGAGUGGACCAGAUCUGACCUGGUGGAUCCAAACUACGUCCUCCUUUACAGCGAUGGACAAUCAGAUCCAACCUACCAGAACUCAUCAUUUACAGGUCGAGUGCAGCUGGUGGACGGUGAGCUGAAGACUGGAGACGUUUCAAUGAUCCUGAAGGACGUGAAGAGAGAAGACAGCGGAACUUAUGAGUGUCGAGUUCAAACAGCUGCUUCAAGACGUAAGAAGAGAGCCGCCAAGUCUGAGCCUAUCAGCAUCGUCGAGUUGCAGGUGACAGAGAACAACAAAGGAGACAACAAGGAUGGACACAACGGAGACACCGACAACAUCGACACUCGUCACCAUGUUGGAUUGGGAGCAGUAGUUGUUUCUCUUCUGGUUUGUUUGGUUGCUGCUGCUGCUGCUGUUGGACUUUUUCUUGUCAGGAAAUCUAAAAGACCAAGAGAAAAGAAACCAGAACCGUCUGCUGAUGAAGAAACAGGAGAUAAUCUCCUCUGAUAUGAUCCAUCAGCUGACAUGUCACAGACCUCUCUACAGAAAGUGUCUGAUGUUCAUUCUCUCUGUGGGUGUGAGCUCAGGUACAGAUCAGGUGUUUGAGGCUCUGCAUCAGGAUGAUCUGCUUCAUCAGUACAAAUCAAUAAUGUUCCCCUUCAUGAGUCACUACCUUACCGUGGUGAAGGGGUUUGUGUACCCAGUGACAAACCAAAGUCUCAGAGGAGGGUCAGACUAGACGUGACUCUGUUAUUAUUAUUAUUAUUAUUAUUAUUAUUAUUAUUAUUAUUAUUGUUGUUGUUGUUGUUGUUAUUAUGUGUCAGGUUCGGGCUAAAUGAGUUUGUGACCCUCCUUGAAUGUUUUGACAGUAAUAUAAAUGCAGUAAUUAUUCAGUCGUGCCAACAGUGAGUCUUUAAUUCAAACCUCCCUGAGGAGACUGUUCAUCAUCAUCGAUGAGUGUUGGAGGAUUGUGGUGUUGAAGUUUGUCUUCUGAUAUGCUAGUAAUGAAGUUAUGAACUUUUAAUUGAAGUAUAAAUGUCACAGAGUUAUAAUAAGAGAAGAGAAUCCGUCUGUGAUUGAUCACUUUGGUUUAUUGUACAAAGAGUCUGAACCGUCUGACUCCAUCACACUGCGUGUUGUGUUUCAGAGAUGAGUGAUGGUGUAACAUCAUGUUGUGUCCCACAUCGUUAAUCUCAGAGAUAAUUAAGUCUUUUAUUUCUCACCUGCUGAUCAGACAGCUGAUGAGGCGUCUUACUGACCCACUGACCCGAAUCAGAACCUGAUGAUAAUAUUGGAUCGGUCCAGUCUUUAGUCCUGGUGGUGUGUUCAGGUGCAGCUCCGACUCAGGAGAUGUGAGGCGUCUCAGCAGUUGCCGUCUUCAGAGACAGUUUAGUGUGUCGGCCUCUGACAGGUGGAUCAGUACUGAUGGAUCAGACCCGGUGGACCCGGUCAGAACCGCAGCUUUGUCCUCAUUUAGAGCCUCUAACAGAACAUGAAGCCCACAAAGAGUCUGAAAAUCAUCUGUAAAGAGGUCUGAAACAUGAAGAGCUGAAUGAUGCUUCAUUCACUUAUAGAUCAGCUUUUAUCUGCUUUGGUUGAUAUAUUUUCUGCUGCAGGUGUAAACAGACAUGAUCUUCUGAUUGUGGUGUCUUCUAAUGGCUUCAUGUUAAUGAAGGUAAAUAACUGUAUAAAUGUAAAUAAAUGUAAAUAAGACAUAUUUUCAUACGCAGGAGUCGAUUCAACUCUGCUGAAUGUAAAAGUUAAAACAAAGAUGAGACCUGAAGUCAAAGUGUCUCAGACGAACCUGCAGGACGAGUUCAGCACUAAAAACCUUCAGACGCUUCAUGACACAGAUGUUACUGUGGGAACAAACAUCUGGAUAUUAUUUUUAUUAUCUGCAUGAUGUGAGCAGACGCACUGAAAUAAUCUAUUCAAAGAUGAAGCUGAGGAACAAUUAACGAUCCUGUGAUUUAAUUCUUAUCAGAAGUUCACAGAAAAAAAUAAAGAAAAUAAUAAUAAUAAUAAUGAUAAUAAUAAUAAUAAUAAUAAUAAUAAUAAUAAUAAGAAGAAGAAGAAGAAGAAGAAGAAGAAGAAUGUUAAAUAACAAACAGAAAACUCUCCUGCUGUCAUUAUAGAGCUUCUUUUAUUUUUAUAUGAAAUGAUGAAAAGUUUGUCUUGUGUUGUUUGUUACUUUGUGUUCUCGUCUAUCAGAUCGGAUCAGAUAAUUACACCAUAUGAGGAAAUUCAAAAAGAGGAAAGAACAAACACACAAACUUUAAUCAGCAUCUCACGCUGACAAACAAACCUUAAAAUGUUAAAGAGAAUCACAGAACCAGGUUCUGUUUGUCCUGAAGCUCCUGUUGUGUUUAUAUGUUAAUAUGUUUAUUGUGUCAGUUUCUCUCUUUUGAAAUGUAUUUAACAUUUAUCUGCACAUGCAAGCAAAGAUUAAUAAAGCACCAAACAAAGAGU